AACUUACAAGUCCUACUGCUACGCCAACCCUCAAAGCCACCGCUGCCUUACUUUUGUUAUACCUUGAGUAAUAUCCAAGCUUCCUUCCUUCCUUCUUCCUCUGAUCGUCUCUGUGUUUCAAGCUCUUCUCCUUCCUCCCAUGGAGAAACACCAAUACGGCUUGGUGCUAACUGUUUCUGUAGUCGCCUCCCUCGGCGUUGUCUCCUUCGUUUCAUGUAUAGCUGCAGAGACUAAGAGAAUUAGGGAGGAUGAGGUCAAGUUGGUCGGAAGACUCUGUAAAUUGCCUGAAAGUCAUGCAUUUGUGUUCGGAAUUGCAGCUUUGAUAUGCUUGGUUGUUGCUCAGGUGAUCGGGAAUUUGGCAGCUAUACGCAUUCAUUUUUGUUCAACAGAGAAGAAGAGUAGCGGUUCCAAAGCCAAACAGCCAGCGAUUUUGAUUGCUCUUCUGUUCAUCUCUUGGGUGAGCUUUGUGAUAGCAGUGACAUUGAUAAGCACAGCUACUAGCAUGAGCAGAAAGCAGUCCUAUGGAGAAGGAUGGUUGGAUGGUGAAUGCUACCUUGUCAAGCAAGGAAUCUAUAUUGGUUCAGGAAUACUGGUCCUGGUUACUGUUGGUUCCACACUAGGCUUAGCGAUCACAACUAUGAGGAAGAGUCAAGUUGAAGAAGGCUUCAUAGGAGGAGAGCAAAGAAAGUUGAACACCAAGUUGUAGUAGAUUAGAUAAGAGACUUCUUUUUGUAAAGGCAGAGAGAUAUCAUCCUCUAACCUAUUCGGCUAUUCCCCUAAGGCAACGUGACAGCAAUACCAAACACAAAUGUAUAGCCCAAAUUACUUGUAUAAAAAUGGAGAUACAAAGGGCGUGAUUGGAAUUAUAUCAACUCGACUAGUGCUGCAUAUGUUGGAUAUUUGUACCAAAACUCCAUAACCAAAUGACAUCAUCGUUU
Molecule: messenger RNA, 938 nt
Organism: Fragaria vesca subsp. vesca
Lineage: Eukaryota; Viridiplantae; Streptophyta; Magnoliopsida; Rosales; Rosaceae
Exons: 3
Coding region: 140-706 (188 amino acids)
Source: RefSeq, a predicted model, not a curated record